CCUCUCAGUCGGCCGCUGCUGCUUGCCUGUCGCCGGGGCUGGGAGAGCCUGAGAGAGCGUGUGUGUGUUAUGUGAGUGACGCGGCGGAGGUGUAGUUUGACGCGGUGUGUUACGUGGGGGAGAGAAUAAAACUGCGGCGAGAGCCUAGGCGCGAACGAAAGCAGUGACGGAGCAGCCUGUAGCCGAACUUGCCUUGUCCAAGAAUGUGUGGUUUCGAAAUUCAGUUCUUGAGUUACAAAGAUAACUAAAUGACCAUGGAAUCUGGCGCAGAGAACCAACAGAGUGGAGACGCGGCUGUUACAGAAGCAGAAAGCCAACAGAUGACUGUACAGGCGCAGCCACAAAUUGCAACAUUAGCCCAGGUAUCUAUGCCAGCAGCUCAUGCAACAUCGUCUGCUCCCACUGUGACCUUAGUACAGCUGCCUAAUGGGCAGACAGUUCAAGUCCAUGGCGUUAUUCAGGCUGCUCAGCCAUCCGUUAUUCAGUCUCCGCAAGUCCAGACAGUUCAGAUCUCCACUAUUGCAGAAAGCGAAGAUUCACAGGAAUCUGUGGACAGUGUCACAGACUCCCAGAAACGCAGAGAAAUUCUUUCUAGGCGACCUUCCUACAGAAAAAUCUUGAACGACUUGUCCUCGGAUGCCCCAGGCGUGCCAAGGAUUGAAGAAGAAAAAUCUGAGGAGGAAGCAGCAGCACCUGCCAUCACGACUGUCACGGUGCCAACUCCAAUUUACCAAACCAGCAGUGGGCAAUACAUUGCUAUCACCCAGGGAGGUGCAAUCCAAUUAGCUAACAAUGGCACGGAUGGAGUACAGGGCCUGCAGACUCUAACCAUGACGAAUGCAGCUGCAACCCAGCCUGGUACCACCAUUUUACAGUAUGCACAGACCACUGAUGGACAACAGAUUCUUGUACCCAGCAACCAAGUUGUUGUACAAGCUGCCUCAGGGGACGUCCAGACCUACCAGAUUCGCACAGCACCUACAAGCACCAUCGCACCUGGUGUCGUCAUGGCGUCCUCCCCAGCACUUCCCACCCAACCAGCAGAGGAAGCAGCACGAAAGAGAGAAGUCCGUCUAAUGAAGAACAGGGAGGCAGCACGUGAGUGCCGCAGGAAGAAAAAGGAAUAUGUCAAAUGUCUAGAAAACAGAGUGGCUGUGCUUGAAAACCAAAACAAGACAUUGAUUGAAGAGCUAAAAGCACUUAAGGACCUUUAUUGCCACAAAUCGGAUUAAUUUUAGAUCCCCGUUUUUGGUUUGUUAAUGUGGGAGAAAGACUGGUUUGGUUACAGCCAGGAAGACAAAGUGGACGUUUUAUUUUCUAAACAUUUCUUUUUUUUCUACGCGCAAAACUGCCUGAAAGCAACUGCAGAAUUUAAUUCGACUGUGCUUUGUAUUAAACUGUGAAUGCUGAAA
Elgaria multicarinata webbii is the source of this 1412-nucleotide messenger RNA. It is a transcript of the gene CREB1, whose product is annotated as cAMP responsive element binding protein 1. Gene Ontology annotation, cellular component: nucleus; ATF4-CREB1 transcription factor complex. Gene Ontology annotation, biological process: regulation of transcription by RNA polymerase II. Gene Ontology annotation, molecular function: DNA-binding transcription factor activity, RNA polymerase II-specific; cAMP response element binding; protein binding. The record is from RefSeq and is a predicted model, not a curated record. The transcript is spliced from 9 exons. The coding region runs from base 249 to 1232 and encodes 327 amino acids. NCBI's taxonomy places the organism in Eukaryota, Metazoa, Chordata, Lepidosauria, Squamata, Anguidae.